AUGGCAGCACUGAUGAAGAGCCCUGAAGCAAUAUUGAAGAAGGCACAAGCAGAGAUUAGAGGUGCAGUUGGAAAUAAAGAUAUAGUAAACGAAGAUGAUAUUCAAAAGCUCCCUUAUCUCAAGGCAAUUGUCAAGGAGACCUUCAGAUUGUAUCCUCCAGCUCUACUUUCAGUUCCAAGACAGACACUAGCAAAUUGCAUUAUAAAUGGUCACGAAAUCCAGUUCAAUUCUAUAGUUUACACAAAUGUCUGGGCGAUUGGAAGAGAGCUCGAGUAUUGGGAAAAUCCAAAUGAGUUUUUGCCUGAGCGAUGCUUGAAUAUUAGUGUAGAUAUGAAAGGGAAAGACUUUCAACUGAUACCAUUUGGAGCUGGCCGAAGGGGCUGCCCUCGAUAUUCUCUGGGACUAGCAAUGGUGGAAGUUGGACUUGCCAGUCUUCUGUACUCUUUUGACUGGGAAUUGCCUUUUGGGAUCAAGAAAGACGACGUUGAUACUCAAGUUUUACCAGAAACACUUCGGUUGUACCCAGCAGCACCAAUGCUAGUGCCACAUGAGUCGUCCAAUGACUAUAAAAUUGGGGAAUACAAUAUAUCGCGAGGCACAAUUUUGCUAGUUAAUGCAUGGAUAAUUCACAGGGACCCAAAUGUUUGGGAUGAUCCAACAAGCUUCAAGCCAAAGAGAUUCGAAGACUUGCAGGUUCAGCCAUCAAAGCUGAUUCCAUUUGGGAUGGGAAGGAGAUCUUGCCCUGGUUCUGGCCUAGCACAGUGGGUGGUGGGUUUGCCUUGA
Coffea arabica (coffee) is the source of this 783-nucleotide messenger RNA. NCBI's taxonomy places the organism in Eukaryota, Viridiplantae, Streptophyta, Magnoliopsida, Gentianales, Rubiaceae. The record is from RefSeq and is a predicted model, not a curated record.